Messenger RNA from Mesocestoides corti, 846 nucleotides. The record is from the annotation of a GenBank genome assembly. Lineage: Eukaryota; Metazoa; Platyhelminthes; Cestoda; Cyclophyllidea; Mesocestoididae.
AUGAAUGGCAACCCUAUGUCGGUGUUGUUCUUCUUUAAGGGUGACGUUGUAAAAACGCCAAGCGGAGUAAGGAAAAAAUUUAACGGGAAGCAAUGGCGUCGUCUCUGUUCUAAAGAGGGCUGUACAAAGGAGUCCCAACGGCGGGGAUUUUGUUCGCGUCACUUAUCCAUGAAGGCAAGUCCCGAAACCGCGUCAUUUUCCUUGUAUCUAUCUGAGCAGCGCAUCUUUCAGUUUAGAAAGUGGCUGGGUAAGGAGAUGCGAGCCUUCAGCUAUGCGGCUGCCACAGCGGCUGCGGCUAAAAUGUUUGCAAUGAGUGCAGCUCGGCCACAGCACCAAUCGCCCCAUCAACUCCCCACAUCGUCCACCGACUCAUCACCAGUGAUGCGGGACUUUGCUUAUAACUCCUCUUGCGGCUACGGCAGCACCCCAAGGUCCAUACCAAGUAGAACUAAAGUUCAUCCUACGUCUCCGAGUGCUCUACCAACGCCGUUGGACCUCCUUCCUGUUUUGUCACACGCCAACCCUUGGCGCCCCUCACCGCCAACAGAAAGGUCCUAUUUCGGUCCCGCACCCGCACCCCCACCACCUCCCCCUCCUCCUCCUCCAGCUCCCUCUUCUCCCACUGAGGGCACCAACGCGACUUGCUGGACAUGUUAUCCGACUGCUGCUGCUUCUUCAGCCUCCAACAACAGCGUCCUGCUGUCCGUUCACAACCCGAACACCUCCCCAGUCAAGACAGCUAGCAUUCCGAACUCCGUCGACGCAGUCACUUCGGCGUUUUUCCAACCCACUGGAAGUGGCGGUGGCGGGGACCUCCCUAGUCAACCCAUAACCGCUUGUCCUUAG